UUGCAGCCUGCCAAUGGAGUAGGUCUCGCCAUGCCCAGCUUUACCGCGAGAGAGGUAGCUGGACACAGCAGUGAAGACAGUCUCUGGGUCAUCAUCGACUCCUACGUCUACGAUGUCACCGCCUUCCACUCCAUGCACCCCGGGGGGUCCCAGCUGCUGCUCAAACACGGAGGCCAAGAUGCGUCGCAGCCUGCUCAGAUGGCCCAUGGAAACAGCCGGAAGGCAAAGAGCCUGAUGGGCCAGUACUGCAUCGGCACCCUCGCCCCCAGCACCCCCGGGUCCACGCGGAAAGUGGUCGCACUGGAGGAUAUGGGCCUUCCCGUCGAUCCGCCGGUAACUGGCGGAACGCAGCCGCGGCGUGGGCUUGUUGCCUUGGACGACCUCGGGGACGACGACGGCCCAGAGGCCUUGCCGACCCCGGUGCCCACUGCUGCCCGAAAGGUGGUUGCGCUGGAAGACUUGGGCGAAGGUCGCUCUGGCCCAGUGGCCUUGGAGAAUCUCGGGGGACCUGCCAAGCAGGUGGUGCCUCUUGAGGAGCUGGGGGACUCCCGAAAGGUGGUGACCCUCGAGAGCCUCGGCAACGUGGACUCGGAGGCUCCGCCGCCCGCGGUGAAGCGGAGCAUGCGGAGACGGGCGACCAAGGAGACGAAAGAGCUCACGGAGGAGAAGGUGCCGCAAGAAAAGACCGAGCACGAGCAGCUGAUUGAGCAGUUAGAGGAGGAUGAGCUCGAGGACGAGGUCAAGGAGCACGUUCGGAUUUUACUUUCCAGCUGGGCACUGGCCAACAAGCAGGAGCAGGAGGCGGUCAUGAAAACCGAGGGCGAGGAGGAGGAUGAGGAUGACUGGCCGCUGACGACCAUGCAGAUCGAAGAGAAGAAGAAGAGCAGAUGGGCCAGGAUGAAGGGCGGCAUGAAGGUGCCCAAGAUGCACCUCGCCAGCUUCGAGGGCUGGAAGCGGGGCUCCGGCGAGAAGAAGACCGUGGAGGAGGCUGGCACAGUAGAGGAGGCGACCGAAGAGACGGUGCAGGCGUUGCUAGGCAGCAAGGUGCCCUCCACCUACGCGGAGAUGUUUGAAUUCAAUGCCACCGUCAUGGGCUUCGGGAAGCACAAGUGGCUACCGGAGGUGAACCGCUGCUUCGAUGACCUCGUGAAGAACUCCAUGAAGCUUAGCCGGCUUCAGGAGGAGUGCGAGGUGCUGGCCCUCCGGAUUUGCAAGGUAGUGGAUGGCGAGGUGACCCUCUCCAUGUACAAGUCCGCCAUGCUGGCGGCUCUUCGCUCCAUGCUGCCCAAGACAUGGGACCCGACCCAUGAGACGGCCUGGAACUGGCUGUGGGACAUUUGCGAUGCGAACCUGCGGCAGAUCCUCUACAAGCCCCGGGUGUGGCAGCCGGCCCUUUUGAACCUCAUGUCCAGGUUUACAGACGAGGAGAAGGAGGCCAUGAGGGACGAGGUCUAUGUACGUUUCUUUCAGGCAGCGCCCCAGGGCCAGGAUUACUUCAAGCAGUCCAACACACGGCUGCACUUCAUCGCCACUCGGGCCAUGGAUAUGACCUCGGAGCUGCUGGCGGACCCCUGGGAGAUGACUGAGCAGAUCUCUGCCUUGGGCUUGCGCCACGUGGGUUACGGCAUCCCCACCUUCCUGAUCGACCCCUUCGCCAACUGCUUCGUGGAGGUCCUCAGCGAAAAUGCUCCUGGGGAGGACUUGGCCAUCGAGGCGUUCCAGUGGUCGAUCGGAGUCGUGGCCAAGAUUCUGAUCCGCGUCAUCCAAGAAGGCUCCACCAUCGUCAUGAAGGCCAUCAACGCCAACAGCGCGCUGCAGCUCCGGAAAGCGGUGGCCUUGGCGCCGCGUAGCGAGCGCGCCCAGUGGCUGCUCAGGAUUCAGGUUGGCACUCAGAAGAUCUCCCCUUUGUCCUGGGCCAUUCAGAGCGGGUCCCUGGAGGCCACGGGGUCUGAUCCACCAAUGGGGCGGGGUUCCAGGUACUACUAUGGCCUGGAUGCGCUUUUCCAGGCGCACCCAGACAUCGUGGAGCGCCUUUGUGCUGACGCGCAGCAGCUGCUGGGGACCUUGUUGGACGGCCUGAUUUGGCGCUCGAAGCGCGCCAUCAACGGAGCAAGACGGGUGAACUCCUACGUGAAGCACAUGGUUGUCCGAGAUGGGAAGUUCGCGGGCGCCUUGAAUGCCAUUUGCUUGUCCCAGGACGUUAAGAUCAUCUCACAUCCAGUGGUGGUACUGAUUUCAGACACGCUCUGGGCCGGUGUGGUCCGGCGCCAAUUUAUUCUGUCCAAGGUGAGCUUCCUAUUCAGCCUGCUUGUCUUUAUGCUGAGCGAGGCGAUCUUGCCCAAGACAGAUUCUGGGGAUGAGCUGAAUAUGCGCAUCGCUGUCUUCACUGGCCGGCUCAUCAACUAUUGUUUUAGUAUGGCCCGGCUGAUGGUAUUUCACGGGCGCCGGUUUUACAAAGCGUACACGACAGGUUCUACUACCAAGGGGCGAUGCUGUCGUACACCUGAGUAUCUGAAAGACGAGGAUGCGAGAUUGGGCUUCUUCCUCAUGUUUUUGCUCAUGGCCAUGUGUGCCACUGAGCCCAUGUUUUAUUGCGCCCACGAGAUCCCCGCAACUGGGCCAUCUGAGAGGUGCGACAAUGCAAAGCCAGUGAUGCAGAUCUACAUUAUUUUCUCCAUGGCGGCCAUGGUGUUGCACUGGCUGCUGGUCAUCAACCUCUCGGUCUUCGCCACAAAGCUGGCAGCAUUCGUUCUGGUGAUCCGCGAAGUGCUCUCGGAGGUGGGCAAGUUUAUGGUGGCCAUUAUGUUCAUCCUCAUCACGUUCUCCAGUGCCAUUGCCACCCUGAGACAUGACGUGAAGGAACUGAGCACGCUGCCAAAGGCGGCCAACUGCUUGUUCGCCACCACAGUAGGCAUCUACGAAGGCGACUACCGGGAGAUGUUACACCAGCCCGCGCUGCUUGCCCCGGUGUUUCUCUUUAUCACGGUGUCAGCGAUUUUGCUGAUCAAUCUGCUGAUUGCUCAGCUGAACUGCUCCUACGACUACGUCUACGGCGACAUGCUGGGUUUCGCCCGGCUGGCGCGGGCCUCCUUGAUCGUGGACGCCAUGGUGGCGUGCCCGCCUGCGAGGUUCACCAAGUUCGUGUCUUCUUUGCGCUUCGACCAGCUCUUGGAGUUUGAUGAGGGUGACGUGGGCCUGGGCGGCGGCAUCCAGAUUCGGGAGCCCGCCAACUUGAACCCUACCUCAGAGGACAUCAUCCAGCGCUUCGGCGGCACCAGCUCCCCGCAGAUGCAGUGGCCAGAGGACGAGUUGGAGCAAGACCGCUUUGCACGGAUCAACAGCUUGCUGGCGCAGCUGAAGAAGGGCGGGAGCCGCAGCGCUCAAGGCUCGAGGUUCGAGCAGAGCGGAGCCAGUGGUGUUGGAACCAGUGGUCUUGGAGAGAGCGUGAUCAAAGAUGAUGAGUCCGGCAGCCAGUGACGCGAUUCGUUUCCCUUUUCAACGUGCUUGACCGAGCAAGACCAAGUCUGCGGCUGCACGUCUAAUUCGAAG
Messenger RNA from Effrenium voratum, 3549 nucleotides. Lineage: Eukaryota; Dinophyceae; Suessiales; Symbiodiniaceae. The record is from the annotation of a GenBank genome assembly.